Molecule: messenger RNA, 1563 nt
Organism: Mizuhopecten yessoensis (Yesso scallop)
Lineage: Eukaryota; Metazoa; Mollusca; Bivalvia; Pectinida; Pectinidae
Product: loricrin-like
Exons: 1
Coding region: 1-1563 (520 amino acids)
Source: RefSeq, a predicted model, not a curated record
AUGAGUGACAGUGAGGGUAGUUGUAACGUAACCAUCUGUGGUGGUGGAAGGGUCGGACUCAGUGGUAACGUAACCAUCUGUGGUGGCGGUAGUGGCGGACUCAGUGGUAAUGUAACCAUCUGUGGUGGUGGUAAUGGCGGACUCCUUGGUAGCGUAACCAUCUGUGGUGGUGGUAGUGUCGGACUCAGUGGUAACGUAACCAUAUGUGGUGGUAGUGACGGACUCAGUGGUAACGUAACCAUCUGUGGUGGUGGUAGGGUCGGCCUCAGGGGUAAUGUAACCAUCUGUGAUGGUGGUAGUGUCGGACCCAGUGGUAACGUAACUGUCGGUGGUGGUAAUGACGGACUCAGUGGUAACGUAACCAUCUGCGGUGGUGGUAGUGUCGGACUCAGUGGUAACGUAACCAUAUGUGGUGGUAGUGACGGACUCAGUGGUAACGUAACCAUCUGUGGUGGUGGUUGUGGCGGACUCAGUGAUAACCUAACCAUCUGUGAUGGUGGUAGGGGCGGAGUCAGUGGUAACGUAACCAUCUGUGGUGGUAGUGGCGGAGGCAGUGUUAACGUAACCAUCUGUGGUGGUAGUGGCGGAGUCAGUGGUAACGUAACCAACUGUGGUGGUGGUAGUGACGGAGACAGUGUUAGCGUAACCAACUGUGGUGGUGGUAGGGUCGGAGUCAGUGGUAACGUAACCAUAUGUGGUUGUGGUAGUUGCGGAGUCAGUGGUAGCGUAACCAACUGUGGUGGUGGUAGUGACGGAGUCAGCGGUAACGUAACCAACUGUGGUGGUGGUAGUGACGGAGUCAGCGGUAACGUAACCAACUGUGGUGGUGGUAGUGACGGAGACAGUGUUAGCGUAACCAACUGUGGUGGUGGUAGGGUCGGAGUCAGUGGUAACGUUACCAUAUGUGGUUGUGGUAGUUGCGGAGUCAGUGGUAGCGUAACCAACUGUGGUGGUGGUAGUGACGGAGUCAGUGGUAACGUAACCAACUGUGGUGGUGGUAGUGACGGAGUCAGUGGUAACGUAACCAUCUGUGGUGGUAGUGGCGGAGGCAGUGUUAACGUAACCAUCUGUGGUGGUAGUGGCGGAGGCAGUGUUAACGUAACCAUCUGUGGUGGUAGUGGCGGAGUCAGUGUUAACGUAACCAUCUGUGGUGGUGGUUGUGGCGGACUCAGUGAUAACCUAACCAUCUGUGAUGGUGGUAGUGGCGGAGUCAGUGGUAACGUAACCAUCUGUUGUGCUGGUAAUGGCGGACUCCUUGGUAGCGUAACCAACUGUGGUGGUAGUGUCGGACUCAGUGGUAACGUAAACGUGUGUGUUGGUGGUAGUGGCGGAGUCAGUGGUAACGUAACCAACUGUGGUGGUGGUAGUGACGGAGUCAGUGGUAACGUAACCAUCGUAACCAUCUGUGGUGGUGAUAGUGACGGACUCAUUGAUAACGUAACCAUCUGUGGCGGUAGUAACGGAGUCAGUGGUAACGUAACCAUAUGUGGUGGUAGUGACGGACUCAGUGGUAACGUAACCAUAUGUGUGACGCUGGGAAUGGCGGACUCCUUGGUAGCGUAA